UUCAAGUCGCUUUCUGCAACGUUCUUGCAAAAUUGUCUUGCGGUGGGGCCAAAUCUUGCAAAAAUGAUAGAUUUACGCGAUAAAAAUGAUCAAAACAAGGAAACGUCGAAAAAUAAGCAAGAGGACCUUUCAAAAAUACCAGUAACGGCUCAAAGAGGGCUGGUACCCCUUAGCCCCUACUUAAAUUUCGAUCCAACAUACUUGCCGCCCAGUCAGCCAGAGUUCAUUUUUCCUGAGGGGGCUGUGAAACAACGAGGACGUUUUGAAUUAGCGUUUAGUCAUAUCGGGGCGACAUGUAUGGCAGGGGCUGCUGUUGGCGGUGUUGCGGGACUUUAUAAAGGAGUUAGGGUCACAUCUCUUGCAGGUCAACAAGGAAAACUCCGUCGUACUCAAUUAAUUAAUCAUGUGGUAAAACAUGGCUCGUCGUUAGCGAACACUCUAGGAGUGGUUUCAGUGAUGUAUACUUGUUUUGGCGUCUUCUUAUCCUACGUAAGAGGAACCGAUGAUUCUCUCAACACAUUAGCAGCGGCUACGGCAACUGGCAUGCUCUUCAAAUCUACAGCUGGAAUGCGCAGAUGUGCAGUCGGUGGCGGAGUAGGACUAGGAAUUGCAUCUCUAUACUGCCUCUGGAGUAAUCGAGAAGCCCUCUCACAAAUUAGGCAUCAAUCCAUGAAUCCGGCGUAAGAAUUAUCUAAAUGACAAUUUGGCUUCCCGCUCCACUAAAGAUUAGCAACGAAUUUCCUCUCUAUGUUGUAAAUAGAAAAUUUACCUCGAGUUGUAAGACAAACGGUAUUUCAAGAAUCGAUACGGUGUAUAAUAAAUAAAUAAAUAAAUAAAUAAAUGUAAAUAGUAAAAUUAUCGCUUUCAAGAAUACAGAAUUUAUUGCUUUUUGUGAAAU
Belonocnema kinseyi is the source of this 898-nucleotide messenger RNA. RefSeq names its product mitochondrial import inner membrane translocase subunit Tim23 (gene Tim23). Bases 64 to 684 code for a protein of 206 amino acids. Gene Ontology annotation, cellular component: mitochondrial inner membrane; TIM23 mitochondrial import inner membrane translocase complex. Gene Ontology annotation, biological process: protein import into mitochondrial matrix. The transcript is spliced from 5 exons. The record is from RefSeq and is a predicted model, not a curated record. Gene Ontology annotation, molecular function: transmembrane protein transporter activity. NCBI's taxonomy places the organism in Eukaryota, Metazoa, Arthropoda, Insecta, Hymenoptera, Cynipidae.